Molecule: messenger RNA, 785 nt
Organism: Brassica oleracea var. oleracea
Lineage: Eukaryota; Viridiplantae; Streptophyta; Magnoliopsida; Brassicales; Brassicaceae
Product: glutathione S-transferase T3-like
Exons: 1
Source: RefSeq, a predicted model, not a curated record
CACCAAGUUUCUUCAUGCCAUCAGCUGUUCCAAACUAUCAUCCAUAUUAUGGUUCGCCGAUGUCAUAUUCUUCUCAACCACCCGCUUAUUCUUCUACUCCGACGGAUAAUGAAAUUGCUCAAAACGUUGGAGCAACUGAAUUUCCCGAAUUUUCUACACAGGUGACUCUUGGUGGUGUAAGUGAAGCUAAUGAAGCCACUCCUCGUGCAGACAUUUCAACCCCUGCUACCCGAAAAAGCGUCAAAUGGACCACCGAGCAGAAUUUGGUGCUACUGAGUGGGUGGAUCAAACAUGGAACAUACAUCGUUGUUGGUAGAAACCAGAGAAGCGAAUCAUUUUGGGGUAAAAUUGCUGAAUAUUGUAAUGAGCAUUGCUCAUUUGAUCCUCCGCGUGGUGGAGUAUCGUGUAGAAAUCAUUACAAUUACAUGAACCAAAAAUUGGGAAAAUGGAUUGGUGCUUACGAUAGCGCUAAACGUAUGCAACAAAGUGGGUGGUCAGAGCAAGAUGUAUUAGCGAAAGCGCAAGAAAUCUUUUCUGAUGGUGGUACCGCAAAUUUCACUUUAAUGAAAGAAUGGAUCGCUGUUCGUGAUCAGCCACGUUAUGCUAGUCAGGUCGGAGGGAAUAGUGGCUCUAGAAGCAGUGGUUCUAAGAGAGCCCACGAAAGUGAUGCUAGUGACUCCAACUCAAUAGGAUCCACUGCUCGUCCAAUGGGGAGGGAUGCAACAAAGAAAAAAACUAAAAAAAAAGGUAAGGGCAUAGCCUUGGAAGUGGUCAACGAAGAUUUU